GUUGCGUCUCGAGCGCGUGAGUUCCGUUUCUGUAGUGUUUACAUGUGUUAACGGAGCAGCGACGGAGCGCGAGCCGCUUCCUGCUCAGUGACUCCUCUCUCUCGCGCGCGCGUGUGGAAGAUGUAACCGUUAUUAUUAUUAUUAUUAUUAUUAUUAUUAUUAUCCGGAGCAGCCGUUAUUUAUUUUUCUCCGUUACCAGAAGAGGAUUUGGAUGUGAUCGGGGUCUGCGCUUCUUGUUUCAGGGCGUUUACGGGUUAAAUAUGGUUUUCUGACACGAACCGGGACGAUAAGGAGCUCCGUUAGCUAACGGGAGAAAACCCCGGACCGGAUGCGGCGGUGAAGCCGUGAUGGCUGUGCUGUGUAUAAGUUCCAGCGGUUGUGGACUGAGCAGCUCCCUGGUGUCGGUUUAGCAGCCCGCCUUCUUUCCCCUGUGGUACCGGAACAUCAUCCGACCCAACCAUGGACGACACCGGCAUCAUCCGGCGCAGGCGGCUGCAGGAUCUUCCUCUGCCACGUAAAAGCAGCAGCUGCCGUGCUAGUAACAGGAAGAGUCUGAUCCUCACCUCAACUUCGCCCACUUUACCUCGUGCUCACUCUCCUCUGCCUGGACACCUCGGAAGCAGCCCAUUGGACAGCCCUCGUAACUUCUCUCCUAGCAAUCCGGCUCACUUCUCCUUCACGGCUUCCUCCAGAAGGGAUGGUCGCCGUUGGUCUCUGGCUUCUCUUCCUUCUUCUGGUUAUGGCACCAACACACCCAGCUCAACGUCAUCCAGUUCGUCUCAGGAGCGUCUACACCAGUUGUCCUAUCAGCCCUCCUCCAUGGAUGAGCUGCUCUUCCUGUCCAAACACUUCGGCAGCACCGAGAGCAUCACAGAUGAUGACGGGGGUCGGAGCUCUCCACAUACACGCCCACGCUCACGCAGCCUUAGUCCUGGCCGAUCUGCUUCCUGCUGCGACAACGAGAUCAUGAUAAUGAACCAUGUGUACAAAGAGCGCUUCCCAAAGGCGACGGCUCAGAUGGAGGGGCGUUUAGCAGACUUUAUCCACUCGUUCUCGCCGGACAGCGUGCUCCCUCUGGCUGAUGGGGUCCUGAGCUUCAUCCACCACCAGAUCAUCGAGCUGUCCAGAGACUGCCUGAACAAAUCCCGAGAUGACCUCAUCACCACGGUCUACUUCUACGAGCUGCAGGAGAACCUCGACAAACUGCUGCACGAUGCGUACGAGCGGUCGGAGAGUUCAGAGCUGACCUUCAUCACAGAGCUGGUGAAGAAGCUCCUCAUCAUCAUCUCUCGCCCAGCACGACUCUUGGAAUGUCUGGAGUUUAACCCAGAGGACUUUUACCACCUGCUGGAGGCGGCCGAGGAUCACGCCAAAGAGGGACACCUGAUGAAGACAGACAUCCCACGCUACAUUAUCAGCCAGCUUGGCCUGACCAGAGACCCUCUGGAGGAAAUGGUCAAUCUGGAGAGUUAUGACAGCGAGGGACCCCUCACACCUGAGACUGACGACUCUACAGAGGGGAAGAUGAAAGUGAUGAAGCCUCCUGGAGAAGCUGACUUCCAGACCAUCAAACUGAUCAGCAAUGGAGCAUACGGGGCAGUGUACCUGGUGCGUCACCGAGAGACUCGGCAGCGCUUUGCCAUGAAGAAGAUCAACAAGCAGAACCUGAUCCUGAGGAACCAGAUCCAGCAGGCUUUCGUGGAGAGAGACAUCCUCACAUUCGCUGAGAACCCGUUCGUCGUCAGCAUGUUCUGCUCCUUCGAGACCCGCAGGCACCUCUGUAUGGUCAUGGAGUAUGUGGAAGGAGGAGACUGUGCCACGCUGCUGAAGCACAUUGGAGCUCUGCCUGUAGAGAUGGCACGCAUGUACUUUGCAGAGACCGUCCUCGCUCUGGAGUACAUCCACAACUACGGCGUGGUGCACCGAGACCUCAAACCUGACAAUCUGCUGAUCACGUCUAUGGGACACAUAAAGCUGACUGAUUUCGGUUUGUCUAAAAUGGGUCUGAUGAGUCUCACGACAAACCUGUAUGAGGGCCACAUCGAGAAGGACACCAGAGAGUUCUUAGAUAAACAGGUUUGUGGUACGCCCGAGUACAUCGCCCCGGAGGUGAUCUUACGGCAGGGAUACGGGAAACCCGUGGACUGGUGGGCCAUGGGCAUCAUCCUCUAUGAGUUCCUGGUGGGCUGUGUGCCUUUCUUCGGGGACACUCCUGAGGAGCUGUUCGGCCAGGUCAUCACUGAUGAUAUUGUGUGGCCUGAAGGUGAUGAAGCGCUCCCGGUCGACGCCCAGCACCUCAUCUCUGCCCUACUGCAGACCAACCCGCUGCUCCGCCUGGGCACAGGAGGUGCAGUGGAAGUGAAGCAUCACCCGUUCUUUGCUGAUUUGGACUGGAACAGUUUGCUGAGGCAGAAAGCCGAGUUUGUACCUCACCUCGAGUCAGAGGAGGACACCAGCUACUUCGACACACGUUCAGACCGUUACCAUCACAUUCACUCGUUCGAUGAAGACGACACCAAUGACGAUGAGCCCGUCGAGAUCCGUCGUUUCUCCUCCUGCUCGCCUCGCUUCAGCAAGGUGUACAGCAGCAUGGAGCAACUGUCCCAGCUGGAGCACAAGUCCGUGGUGACCCGCAGGGAGCCGAGAGGUCAUCGGGAGGACCGAGCGAAGAGAGAGAGCCUGGGCAGCUUCACUCUGAGAGACAAAUCAUGGAGGACGGGUUCUCCUGAGAUGAAGCGCCUGUCCUGCUCAGAGUACUCCUUCACCGAGUCUGACUACAGUCCCCCUGGUAUCCGCCGCCGUUUCUCUGCUCUCAUGGACACACACCGUGUCUCCUCUCCUCUCGAGACAGACACAGACACACACACUCGACACGCGCCAGUCAAAACAAGAGGGACAUCACUAGAGGGCGCUACGAUGGCAGCUGGCUCAGGUGUGGGCGUGGCCGAGUCCUCCAUUGCAGCACAAGGUUUAGAUAAAAUCCUGAAACCUGCUGACGCGGCUGCGACGUCAGCACCGUUUGGACCUAGAGCCCCGAGUGACGUGGUUCUGCGAAGAGCACGACAUCAGCAGCUGCCUGCUGAUGGAGAGAAACAAACUGUGACCCGCUCCGGCACCAAGGUCAUAAAGUCCGCCUCUGCUUCAGCGUUAUCCGUCAUUAUACCUGCAGUGGAGCAGCAUGGGACGUCCCCACUAGCCAGCCCCAUGUCCCCCCGCUCCAUAUCAUCCAAUCCGUCGUCCCGUGACUCAUCCCCCAGCCGGGAUUACUCUCCUUCUAUCAGCACUCUGCGCUCUCCCAUCACCAUCCAGCGCUCGGGGAAGCGGUACGGUUUCACGCUGCGCGCCAUCCGAGUCUACAUGGGGGACACCAACGUCUACAGCGUCCACCAUAUGGUCUGGCAUGUGGAGUGUGGAGGCCCCGCCCAGGAAGCGGGUCUGUGUGCUGGUGACCUCAUCACGCAUGUGAAUGGAGAGUCUGUGCAUGGGCUGGUUCAUACAGAAGUGGUGGAGCUCAUUCUGAAGAGUGGGAAUAAAGUGACCGUGACCACAACUCCUUUUGAGAACACGUCCAUUAAGAUCGGACCGGCACGAAAGCCCAGCUCCAGGGCCAAGAUGGCACGACGCAACAAGAAAUCCAUCACUAAGGAGGGACAGGAGAGUAAGAAGCGAAGCUCUUUGUUCCGUAAGAUCACUAAGCAGUCGAACCUGCUUCACACCAGCCGCAGUCUUUCCUCCCUGAAUCGCUCUCUGUCAUCCGGUGACAGUCUCCCUGGCUCUCCCACUCACGGCCUGUAUGCCCGCUCACCCCCUGACUCCGCCCACCUCGGCAUGUCAUCACAGAGCAGCUCCCCGGCAUCUUCCACUCCGAACUCUCCAGCUACGUCGCAUCACAUGCGCCCGAGCUCUCUGCAUGGCCUGUCCCCUAAACUGCAGCGCCAGUUCCGCUCGUCUCGCUGUAAGUCAGCCGGGAGUGUCCCUCUGUCCCCGCUGGCACACACUCCCUCACCGAGCACGCCCAGCGCCACGCCCGCUUUCCCUGCCAAGCUGCACUCGUCGCCGCCAAUAACACGGCCCCGCUCGCCUCUGCUCACACGGGUGCAGUCAACCGAGAAGCCGGCUCCACCCUCUCCUCCAUCAUUUGCCUCUUUUCCAUCGUCAGCAGAGAAAAAAGGUGGCCUGAGGAAACACGGCGUGGAGGAAUAUCGCAUUCUGCAAAGCCUGCUGGAAAUCGAAGGCGAAAACAUGCUCGCAGAGACGCUCCAGCCAGCAAACAAGCCGGACUCGCCUUCCGGGCCUGACUCGGCACUGAGCAAGAAAGACAAACUGUAUGAAGGACCAGGGACAACGAGUUCUCCGAAAACCCAGGAUUCUAUCAAAGCCACGACUAUGGUGAAGUGUGAACCUGCAAAGCAAGACAAAAUGGUGUCAAAGAGCCCGGCCAUGCAGGAUCCAGUCUCAGACGUGAGAGAAAAACCUGGAGGAAAGACGCCAUUACUGAGCACAGAAGCCGUUGUGCUGAAAACACCAGAGCAGAAGACUGAGCCUGGGAAAGGGCGAGAGAAAGGAAAAGCAGCAUGGGAGAAUGACUCAAAAGCGAAAUCUGGCCUUGUGGAUCUGGGGAAGUGUGUGAAACCUCAGCAAACCAUCGAGGUUCGAGUGGAAGUCAGGAGCACAGGUGGUGAGUGCAAGGCUAAAGCUCCAGCACCUCCAGCGACGGACGGAGGUGUGCUCCAAGUGAAAUCCAAAGCGGUAAAGAGAUCAGUCCAUUCCGGGUCUAUCCGAACCCUCAGAGACGAGCGCUCUCAGUUGGAGGUUUUGGAGGAAAGCCCGGCUUCUCCAUCUCCUUCCAGUUCAUCUCCCAGCACUGGCAAAUCCCGAACAGUCUCCCCCGGCGACCGCUCAAGCUUCGUCACUCAGCUCACCAGCGUGGCCAAAACCGUGCUCGGACCCAUGAAGCUCGGAUCACAGGACGGAGGAAAAGGGAAGGACUCGAGCACCAAAACGAGUGAGGAUAAGCGGGCUGGGACGCUGGGAAAAUCCGAGGCCUCGUCCGCAGCCUGGCGCAUAGCGACGGGAACGUGGCCUGGACCAGGAUCCUCCAAAUCAAAGAGCUCGAACAAGCAUUCCUGAACUUCCUGUUUGUAACGUUUGGAGGGAGACGUGAAGUAAGCGAUACUGAAGCGAUGAUCUAAUACUUCCACAGCCACCAAAUCAACACUUAUCCAAAAUAAAAAAAAGGUGCUCUCAGUCCGUCAUCAUUAGAUGCAUAUAUGUGUAUAGAUGGUUUUUAAAGCUGUAGUAUGUAACUUUUUCAGGAUUCACAGAACAUUUUGUAACAUCAGUAGUAGCGAGGAACAUGUCUGUUUACAUUCAUGUAGUAUUGAAGUAAUGCCCAGGGUUGUGGUAUUAGGCCGUGAUGACCUUUGACCUGAGUCAGAAAAACUAAUUUACUGUUAAGUUCAAUAAGGGGUGGAGCUUAAGCUAGAUUAUUAAGCCAGUCUUAGUAAGCAAAUUUGAUCAUGUGACAUCAGUUGGAAAACGGUUCGCUAUCUAGCAAAUGUAGCUACGUCGUGAAAUAGUUUGCUAAACGUACUGAAUAUUGAACUCUAUUUAUUUAAAAAGUUAUGUACUGCAGCUUUAAUGUAACUGUAACACCAGAUUAGCGCAUCGCAUAAAAAGAGCUGUAUGUGUAGCUGCAUGUUAGACAUUGUGAAUAGAAAAUAAAUUAAUAGAGAAUACGAUAUUUAAAAAAAAAAUACUACGCAAAGACCUGAUGCUAGUGAACACUGUACACAUCUGAUCGUCAUAACUGCCCGGUCUCUAUAGCAACAGCAUGUCAGUGAUGUCAUAUCAAAUGCUCUUGACUUGAAUAGGUGGCAGAACCUGUCAAUCAUCUCUCCUAUAACAAAAUGGCAAAUAAAUAAAUAAAUAUAUAUAUCACCAUACUUGAAGAUGCACAAUACGCAAUCUGAGGUUUGCUGAUGCGGUGGAACGGGCGCAGUGCUUUAUUUCAGUACUUACAGUCGGAAACACGUGAUUGGUCCAGCAGCUUUCCCGGCUUGCGCUGAAUCCGUUUCCUUCACAGCAGCAGUAGACACAGAAGUGUGUAAGGUGUAAAUGAAGUGUUUAAUGUCCCAGAGAAUGUGGAAUAAAUAUUACAAAUGUUUGUAUGACAUCACAGAUAAGUGUUGUAUCAAACUAAUGUCCAAGUGGGUGUGGCCUAAUAUUCUAAUUAGCUUCAUUCAGGCUUCUUUGACCGCCCCUUGGUUGAGACUCCCAAAAAUAAGAAUUGUUCAAUCUUUCAUUUACCAACACUCUCAAUUAUAGAGCGAUCACAGAAGGUACACUUUUAGUAUGUGAGCGUUCUCUCUCUCUCUCUCUCUCUCUCUCUCUCUCUCUAAGGUUAGCUUUCUUUCUCUCAAAUAUAGGCUCUCUCUCGAUCUAAGGUAGACUUUUUCUCUCUAAAGUUGUCUUUCUCUCGUAAAGGUAGUCUCUCUCUCGCUCAGGUUAGCUUUCUCAUGAAGGUUAGCUGUCUCUCUUUCUAAGAUUAGCUUUCUCUUGAAGAUUAGCUGUCUCUCUCUUGAAGGUUAGUGCUGUCUCUCUCUUGAAGGUUAGCGCUGUCUCUCUCUCUCGAAGGUUAGCGCUGUCUCUCUCUCUCGAAGGUUAGCGCUGUCUCUCUCUUGAAGGUUAGCGCUGUCUCUCUCUCUCGAAGGUUAGCGCUGUCUCUCUCUCGAAGGUUAGCGCUGUCUCUCUCUCGAAGGUUAGUGCUGUCUCUCUCUUGAAGGUUAGUGCUGUCUCUCUCUCGAAGGUUAGUGCUGUCUCUCUCUCGAAGGUUAGCGCUCUCUCUCUCAAAGGUUAGCGCUCUCUCUCUCUCUCUCUCUCUCGAAGGUUAGUGCUGUCUCUCUCUCGAAGGUUAGCGCUCUCUCUCUCGAAGGUUAGCGCUCUCUCUCUCUCUCUCUCGAAGGUUAGCGCUCUCUCUCGAAGGUUAGCGCUCUCUCUCGAAGGUUAGCUGUCUCUCAUGAAGGUUAGCUGUCUCUCUCUCGCGCGAAGGUAGGCUUUUUCUCUCAGAUUAGCUUUCUCUUUCUCUCUUAAGGUAGGCUCUCUCCCUCGAAGGUUAGCUGUAUCUGUCUCUCGAAGGUUAGUGCUCUCUCUCUCUAAGAUUAGCUCUCUCUCGAAGAUUAACUAUCUCUCUCUCUUGAAGGUUAGCUGUCUCUCUCUCUCUCUCUCUCUCUCUCUCUCUCUCUCUCUCGAAGGUUAGCGCUCUCUCGAAGGUUAGCGCUCUCUCUUGAAGUUUAGCUUUGUCUCAUGAAGGUUAGCUGUCUCUCUCUCGAAGGUUAGCUGUCUUUCUCUCUCUCUCUCUCUCAGGUAGGCUUUUUCUCUCAGAUUAGCUUUCUCUUUCUCUCUUAAGGUAGGCUCUCUCCCUCAAAGGUUAGCUGUCUCUGUCUCUCGAAGGUUAGCGCUCUCUCUCUCGAAGGUUAGCGCUCUCUCUCUCGAAGGUUAGCGCUCUCUCUCUCGAAGGUUAGUGCUCUCUCUCUCUCGAAGAUUAGCUUUCUCUCAUGAAGGUUAGCUGUCUCUCUCUCUCUCUCUCUCUCGAAGGUAGGCUUUUUCUCUCAGAUUAGCUUUCUCUUUCUCUCUUAAAGUAGGCUCUCUCCCUCGAAGGUUAGCUUUAUCUGUCUCUUGAAGGUUAGCGCUCUCUCUCUAAGAUUAGCUCUCUCUCGAAGAUUAACUGUCUCUCUCUCGAAGGUUAGCUGUCUCUCUCUCUCGAAGGUUAGUGCUCUCUCUCUCGAAGGUUAGUGCUCUCUCUCUUGAAGGUUAGCGCUCUCUCUUGAAGUUUAGCUUUCUCUCAUGAAGGUUAGCUGUCUCUCUCUCGAAGGUUAGCUGUCUUUCUCUCUCUCUCUCUCUCAAUCUCAGGCAGGCUUUUUCUCUCAGAUUAGCUUUCUCUUUCUCUCUUAAGGUAGGCUCUCUCCCUCGAAGGUUAGCUGUCUCUGUCUCUUGAAGGUUAGCUUUCUCUCUCGAAGGUUAGCUCUCUCUCUCUCGAAGGUUAGCUCUCUCUCUCUCUCUCUCUCUCUCUCUCUCUCUCUCUCGUGAAGAUAGCCUUUCUCUAUGUAAAGUCUGCUUUCUCCUCAAGGGUUUGCUUUUAUUAUUGGCUGCUCUGAAUACAGACAGUUGAAGUAUGGACUCAUAGUCGGAAUGUAAUCAGUGUGGGCCGGACAAACUGACAGCAGCCUUGUGAUUGGUGAGAUUAGCCCCGCCCACUUCACAUCAUUUACCCCAUUAAUCACAGUUUGUACUUCAGACGGUGGCCACCAAACCAGCAUUAACCUCAUUUUACACCACAGCGCUGUUGGAUUCAGAAUUCUGAUUGGUCAAAGUGUUGAUUUAUUUCCUACAGCGGCAACUCUGACAGUAGUGCACGUCUUUAAUCAGUGUGCUAGUUUGAAUGUUAUCGUUUCUAUAGUAACAGCUCAAUCACAGGAACCAGUACACUAUCACUCCAGCCCAUGCGCUGAUUAUUUCCCUCAGUUAGAACGGCAGAUUUUAGUUCUCUGGGGCUUUAAACACUGAACAUGGAGGGGGGAGAGAUAUUAGAACAACUUCAACAUGAGUUAGUGUGUGUGUUUGUGGGUUAAACUCUUCCUACAUAUGCAAUGAGAGCUUUCUCCUGUGUCUAAUUUCACCAAGUUGCUUUGACACCUUUUUCUUUCCUGUUUCUUACUUGACUACAUUUUAUACCGUGUGUGUGUGUGUGUGUGUGUGUGUGUGUGUGUGUGUGUGUGUGUGCGAUUUCCGACAGUUAGUAAGUGGCAAAUAAUGUUCAGAUUUGCUUGUUUACACCGAGUAUCGCCCAACAUUUUAGUUGACCUCCGGAAUGUUCCAUCAUGUCACUCGAUGCUGGAGUGUGUCCAUUUUACAUCAUGCUCUCACGUCUGUGGACGUUUAACAGUGCAGUUUGUAAAGUUUAAAGCUUACAUCAGCCUUAUUAUACAACAUCAAUAUCAAAACCUUGUCACCGUCCUCCAACUGCACGGUUUACCUUGGAAUACCACGUGACUUCGGCAUGUUUCAGGAUUCCUGAGGCGUGCUUCAGCUCUAAACUGCUCCCUAGUGGACAAAGCUUUUAAUCCUUUAAUCAUCCAAACUGAGCCAUGCUGGAGCUCACUAGACUUCUGUUCAUUUUUUUUUUUCUGGCCCAGAAAUUAGCCCCAACCCUAGGUCAAACAGUCCUCUUUAGCUACUCCUGUUUUCCCAAAACUUUUUUUUUUUUAACUUGCACUAUGUUCAGCAAAUCCAGCUUGUCUUGCGACUAGAUUCACAAAUAUUAGAGUGCACGAAAAAAUUACAAAUGGCCCCUUUAAUAUUUUACAAUGAUAUUUUUGGCAGAUGUUUUUAUCCCGUGCACAUUCAAAUCCAAGCCUUAACAGUUGAGGAUAAACCUCGGCAUAGUUUAGACUUGCAAAAUAAAUAAAGGACAAGAUCUCACAAAAAUUUGUCCGAGUUGUACUGUAGAUAAAAACGAUGUGAUAAAGGAUGAUCGAAAGCUGAUAAUGUGGCAUUUCUUUUUUUUCCGUCUAUUUCAAAAUCUUAAGCGUAGCAGCGAUUUUACAUUUUCCGAUCACAAUCAUUUGUCAUAUCUUUUACCAUGACGGCUAGUUACACGGGUUAUUAGAUUUGGGAAAUAAACUGUAUAACAUUAUUUCUGAUCUGAGCAGAAAGGUUUUUUUUAAACUUCCCGAAAUGGUUACUGAAGAGAAUGGUGAGAUUUCUUUCUCUGACAGACACAAGACACAAAAUGCUUCAGAUUUGUAUCAACGAUCUGCCUAAGUGAAACACAAUUUUUAAAAGGUUAAAAUGUAUACAAUGAUAAUAUCGAACAAAUUCACUCACAGUAUAUCACAUGAACCACUUCGACACAUGCUCACAUUUCAUUUAGUUUCAGCAGACUUCCUAAGGUACUGUGUUGUGCUCUGCUCUGUGAUGGUGUGUUUGAUGAACUCCUGUCGUAGAUGGUGUGUGUGUGUGUGUGUGUGUGUGAGAGAGAGAGAGAGAGCUGUUUGAGUGUCUAGAUUCAUGUUGGCGUUCAUUGUUUUCCACUUUGUCGUUAUGGAAUAAAUACCACUGUAAAGAAUGCACUUUAUUUAUCUCCGAUAUUUAAAGGGGUCCAAGCAGAAGUGACCAGCUGACGAGGCUCUGCGUGUUUUAGGAGCUGUAAUUUUAGCUCCUCGACUAAUCUGCACUGUACAGUGAUAUAAAAAGUGUCGGAUGUUGAUGAGCCGAGCAGAUCCUUGAAAAUGUGUUUUUACAUCAAAUUUUUUUUCCGAAAAUGGCCACAGGUUGUUUCUGAGUUGUUCGCUAAGUUUGUGUGGGAAGAAUUGGCACAUCUCAUGCUUCUAGAAACGUUUCCACCUAAUACCGACUUUCAGGACAUCGCCACCUGCUGGCCAAAGUGCUUGGACCCCUGCAAUACCAGUUUUCGUUUGUUUACAUGUCGGGUUUUAUGAUCGUUUUGUUGUUGUUUGCUGUAAUCGAGUAGCAUGUUCAUACUCCGAUCCUUUCCACAGAUUUAAUGGAUUUUUCCUUUAAACAUUUUAUGCAAGAAUGGAAUGCUUUUUUUUAAGUUUAUUUAUUUGUA
Molecule: messenger RNA, 10630 nt
Organism: Neoarius graeffei (lesser salmon catfish)
Lineage: Eukaryota; Metazoa; Chordata; Actinopteri; Siluriformes; Ariidae
Product: microtubule-associated serine/threonine-protein kinase 1-like
Exons: 28
Coding region: 460-5130 (1556 amino acids)
Biological process (GO): intracellular signal transduction; peptidyl-serine phosphorylation
Molecular function (GO): protein serine/threonine kinase activity; protein binding; ATP binding
Source: RefSeq, a predicted model, not a curated record